Actinia tenebrosa (Australian red waratah sea anemone) is the source of this 2382-nucleotide messenger RNA. RefSeq lists its product as uncharacterized. Lineage: Eukaryota; Metazoa; Cnidaria; Anthozoa; Actiniaria; Actiniidae. The record is from RefSeq and is a predicted model, not a curated record.
ACAACGUUCUGGAGAUUCGUUCACUUUGUCUUCGUUGAUGCUUACAGAGUAAAAUAUAAAUCUUAAACCGACGCCUUCCAAAAAUGAAGCCAUCAAGACUCUCUUCUUCACUUUUUCUAUUGUCUAUUUUGUUCUACUGGUUCCCACCUUCAAUCCAGUUGCUUGCUCGUGGUCGUUUCCUCAAACAAGCUCGAUUCGUUAUCGAUKUUCUACACCAACUGUCCGCCACACCGCUUCAGAUCUACAACGUCAGUAACUCGAUUGACUGUACGUUGAAAUGCAUUGAACAUGACCAGUGUUUGUCGUUUAACAUGGCAGUCAAUACUACGGGAGGAUUCAAACUCUGUCAACUUCUUCCUACUGACAAGUACGAAUCCUCUAUUGAAUUCAAACCAAGUUCUGAGUUCAACUAUCAUCACAUUAAUGUUGGUUUGGAACGAGGAGUACUCAACCCUUGUAGGAAUGGAGGAACGCUUAUUUUGCUCUAUUGGACGGGGAACUUCCAGUGUGCAUGUUCGGCCAUAUAUAUCGGAAAUUAUUGUGAAUGGAUUAAACUUAACAGAAAUCCAGUUCACUUGGAGGCCAAGGAUAACAAAUUCGGCCCAUUCAAUGCCAUUCAGUCUGGUCAAAUCUUGAAGUUCAAACUCGUCUAUAUCUCUGGAGGGAUGUCAUGCUGGAUCACUGAGCCCGGCUAUGAGAUCACAAAGUUUGGCUGUGGUCCUAAUCUUGCAGUUCUCAUCACCAGCACAUCUAAUAAUAUCAUCUCCCCAAACCCAUCAUACGUAACCCGAUAUAUGAACUACAAUCUCCCAGGAGUUGCAAGCAAUGACACAGAMAUAAUCCUGCCUGAGAUACACCCGCCAUUACACGUGAAAGCCGCACAAGAGUUCAGGCUGUGGUAUGGAGAAGAUCUUACUGACCAACCCGAACAUGACAAUGUUGGAACAUUGGACCUUGAUGUCUAUGCGUUUUAUGCAUAAGACGCCAAAAUGGAGGACAUGGAACUGCUAGGUGUACAUGGAUCACUUAGUAGUUUGUAGAAUCUUUAGAGAGGGAUGUAGUGGUACAUUGGUCAUUUUGUAGUUUGUAGAAUCUUCAAGGAGGGAUGUAGGGGUACAUGGGUCAUUUUGUAGUUUGUAGAAUCUUUUAGGAGGGAUGUAGGGGUACAUUGGUCAAUUUGUAGUUUGUAGAAUCUUCAAGGAGGGAUGUAGUGGUACAUUGGUCAAUUUGUAGUCUGUAGAGUCUUGAAGGAGGGAUGUAGUGGUACAUUGGUCAAUUUGUAGUUUGUAGAAUCUUGAAGGAGGGAUAUAGGGAUACAUUGGUCAUUUUAUAGUUCGUAGAAUCUUGAAGGAGGGAUGUAGGGGUACAUUGGUCAUUUUGUAGUUUGUAGAAUCUUUUAGGAGGGAUGUAGGGGUACAUUGGUCAUUUUGUAGUUUGUAGAAUCUUUUAGGAGGGAUUUAGGGGUACAUGGGUCAUUGGGUAGUUUGUAGAAUCUUGAAGUGGGGAUGUAGUGGUACAUAGGUAAUUUUGCAGUUUUUAGAAUCUUUAAGGAGUGUUGUAGUGGUACAUUGGUCAUUUUGUAGUUUGUAGAAUCUUUAAGGAGGGAUGUAGGGGUACAUGGGUCAUUGUGUAGUUUGUAGAAUCUUUUAGGAGGGAUGUAGGGGUACAUGUGUUAUUUUGUAGUUUGUAGAAUCUUUAAAGAGGGAUGUAGGGGUAUAUGUGUCAUUAUGUAGUUUGUAGAAUCUUGAAGUAGGGAUGUAGGGGCACAUGGGUCAUUUUGUAGUUUUUAGAAUCUUUAAGGAGUGUUGUAGUGGUACAUUGGUCAUUCUGUAGUUUGUAGAAUCUUGAAGGAGAGAUAUAGGGGUACAUGGGUCAUUGUGUCGUUUGUAGAAUCUUUAAGGAGGGGUGCAGGGGUACAUGGGUCAUUGUGUAGUUUGCAGAAUCUUUAAGGAGGGAUGUAGGGGUACAAGGGACAUUGUGUAGUUUCUAGAAUCUUUUAUGAGGGAUGUAGGGGUACAUGGGUCAUUUUGUGGUUUGUAGAAUCUUGAAGUGGGGAUUUAGGGGUACAUGGGUCAUUUUGUAGCUCGUAGAAUCUUUUAGGAGGGAUGUAGGGGUACAUGGGUCAUUGUGUAGUUUGUAGAAUCUUUUAGGAGGGAUGUAGGGGCACAUGGGUCAUUUUUUAGUUUGUAGAAUCUUUAAGGAGUGUUGUAGUGGUUUAUUGGUCAUUUUGUGGUUUGUAGAAUCUUUAAGGAGGGAUGUCGGGGUACAUGGGUCAUUGGGUAGUUUGUAGAAUCUUUAAGGAGGGAUGUAGGGGUAAAUGGGUCAUUUUGUAGCUUGUAGAAUUAUUAAGGAGGGAUGUAGGGGUAAAUGGGUCAUUGUGUA